Molecule: messenger RNA, 2001 nt
Organism: Musa acuminata AAA Group (dessert banana)
Lineage: Eukaryota; Viridiplantae; Streptophyta; Magnoliopsida; Zingiberales; Musaceae
Product: transcription factor bHLH57-like
Exons: 4
Coding region: 476-1639 (387 amino acids)
Biological process (GO): regulation of transcription by RNA polymerase II
Molecular function (GO): protein dimerization activity; DNA-binding transcription factor activity, RNA polymerase II-specific; RNA polymerase II cis-regulatory region sequence-specific DNA binding
Source: RefSeq, a predicted model, not a curated record
UAGCUAGUAAAGAUGCAAUCGCCGCUUGCUUCCCUUUUAACCACCCCAUCGUGGUUUGGUUGCUUGCUUUAGUAGCCAUCUUAUGUUGUGCGCUGUAUCACUUCGUCCACAUUUCAGCUUCCCCUCGCUAUCUCUUAGCCUUCUGCGUUCCAUAUCACCCCUCCUGACCUCUCUGCUUCUUCUUUCAACUCAGCAUUUAUGUUGUUGCAUCCCUGCGUCUGUAGGGAGAUCAGGAAGGAAGGCGGAGGAGCAGCUGGGUUUCUAACCGGUGAUGAUGCUUGUUCUGAAUGUAUUUAUUGCUCCGGGGGGGUGGUGAGUAGCAGAAUUUAAGAGAGAAGCCUGAACUAUGCUUCGAUCGUGAAGAGGAGAGGCAGAGGAGGAGCGGUCAGAGGUCGUUCGAUCUGCUGCCUGGAGGAGCAGAGCAGCGGAAGUGGUCAAAUUCACAUCUGUUGCUGCUGCAUUGCCUGCUGCUCCGAUGGAGCAGCUACGAGGAGAACCCAUUAAUGAUGUCCUUUUAGUUAGGGAGGAGCCGAGCGCAGGGUGCUUGGAAGCAGGAGCAGCGAGCGCCACCUUCUCUGAGCAUCCUGAAAUGAUCUAUGGGAACCUGUUCUCUCACCAAAUGCCUUUCCUUCAACUACUCCAAGGAGCCAUGCAAGCAGGGGAAGAGGAAGUCGAGCUCCAUUUGCAACAGUAUCAGUAUCAGCACGAAGGUUUCUUCACUUCUUGCACGCAAGAAUCCAACUUCCAGCUCCUCCUGCGGCUACAGGGCCAGAACUGCUUCAAGCAACUGCGGACGGCCGAGAUGGACACGUCCCGCGUGGUGGAGCAGCUGGAAAGCUGCAUUACCCACGCGUCCGAGUCGGAGACGAGAGGCGUGGUCCACCAUAAAACGCCGGCGACCGUUGCCGCGACCGGGCCAACGAGAUCCGCGGCGGGAGUCGGGCCGAACGAGCGGCGGAAGAGGAAGAGGCCGCGGCAGGCUUCGACGUCGAAGAGUGCGCAGGAGGUGGAGAGCCAAAGGAUGACCCAUAUUGCCGUGGAGCGCAACCGCCGGCGCCUCAUGAACGACCACCUCGCUACCCUCCGCUCCCUCAUGCCGUCUUCCUAUGUCCACCGCGGAGACCAGGCGUCCAUCAUCGGUGGUGCCAUCGACUUCGUCAAGGAGCUCGAACAGCGCCUCCUCUCCCUUCGAACCCAGAAGCGGCUGCUGGAGUCGGCCGCCGUCCGAUUGAGGCCCAACGACGACGAACCGCGCCACACGUCCGUGCUGCACGACGGGUUCUUCAUCUCGCCGCAGUACACAGGCUAUUCGCGGUCGCAGCAGCGACGGCGAUACGCUAACGGAGAAGAAGCACAACAAGAGGAUGGAACAGGGGUGGAUGUGGAAGCGACGGUGGUGCAGGGGCAUGUGAAUUUGAAGGUGGCCACGCGGCGGCGGAGGGGGCAGCUGGCGCGGGCCAUCGCGGCCAUGGAGGAGCUCCGUCUCUCUGUGCUUCAUCUCAACGUCGCCUCCCUCGAACCCUCCUCCAUCCUGUACUCCCUCAGCCUGAAGAUGGAGGAAGCGUGCAAAUUGGGGUCAGCGGAUGAGGUUGCGACGGCGGUGCACCAGAUCUUCAGCUACAUCAACGCCUGCUGUUGACACGACGCUGAAGUUGUCAGGACGUACGAGACGCAAGAGAAAGGGAAAGGAAAGGGUCGAAGAGAUGCUUGACUGGACCACGUCUACAAUUCUUGAACUAUGAGGAAGAGCGCAGCAGCAGCAGCAGCAGUAGCAGUAGGAGCAGCUUUCCUUUCUUCUAAUAUAUGCAGUGAUGGGAGCUUGUACUCUUUGGGUUGCGGUUUUGCCAGCUUUUUCGCUGUUCGUUUUCAAUUAUUUUUUUGUCUUCGGGAAGAGAUGCUGAUAUUUGGGCUCGCAAAGCGUUUCGAGUUUUCCUAAUCAUGAUUGUAGCCCAAUUCAUCUCCUGGUAUCUUAGUCGCUGUUCUUAUGUCUGUAGCAUUCUA